Chrysochloris asiatica (Cape golden mole) is the source of this 462-nucleotide messenger RNA. RefSeq names its product zinc finger protein 449-like. Bases 1 to 462 code for a protein of 153 amino acids. The record is from RefSeq and is a predicted model, not a curated record. The transcript has a single exon. NCBI's taxonomy places the organism in Eukaryota, Metazoa, Chordata, Mammalia, Afrosoricida, Chrysochloridae.
AUGGCUGUGACCCUGGGCUGUGCUAUCCAGGCCUCCUUGAAUCACGGUUCUGUGUUUAAAGAGUACGAUACUGAGUCUGAAGUCUUCCGUCAAAGCUUCAGGCAAUUCCAAUAUCGACAGGCGUCCGGGCCUCGUGAAGCUUUCAACAACCUCUGGGAGCUCUGUUCUCAGUGGUUGAAGCCGGCAGUGCGUUCUAAGGAAGAAAUCUUGGAGCAGCUAGUGUUUGAGCAAUUCCUCAGUAUUCUGCCUACGGAGAUAGAGACCUGGGUGAGACUCUACCGCCCAGAGAAUAGAGAAAAGGUUCUGUCACUGGUAGAAGAAUUACAGAAAGAGUUAGAGGGACCAGUGCAGCAGGUGAGAAAAGAUGGUGGGUUCUCUGUCAUUAGGAAAAUAGUAGCAGAAGUAGCUGGGACUAUUUCAGAUGUUUGGUCUCAAGUCCUUUUCACUUUUUUCUUCUGCUGA